Molecule: messenger RNA, 483 nt
Organism: Miscanthus lutarioriparius
Lineage: Eukaryota; Viridiplantae; Streptophyta; Magnoliopsida; Poales; Poaceae
Source: the annotation of a GenBank genome assembly
AUGGCGUCUUUGGCCACUGCUUUGACGUCUUCCAAAACAAAGUUCAGUAAUGAACUGACUUACAUGCCUAAUACGGCUCCUAGAUCUUCCAAUCUGGCAAGUUUGGAGGUAGGCGGUAUGCAGGCUUAUCGCAAUAUUAAGGAUAUGACCUUCCUCGCCGAAUAUGCUGGGGACGUCGAUUACCUGGAGAAGAGAGCAAACGAUGAUAUUGACUGUAUUAUGUCGCUCCUCCUGACAGCUGACCCAUCCCAAGGGCUGGUCAUUUGCCCUGAUAAGCGGGGGAACAUUUCUCACUUUAUCAGUGGCAUCAAUAACCACACACAGGAUGGCAAGAAGAAGCAGAAUGUCAAGUGUGUGCGGUAUGACAUCGAUGUGGAGAGCCAUGUCUUGUCGGUGGCCUGCCGUGAUAUAGCUUGUGGCGAAAAGCUAUAUUACGAUUACAAUGGAUACGAGCAUGCUUAUCCCACCCACCAUUUCCUCUAA